AAUACUUCAGCCUCUUGUGUCGUAUUUAUCUUUUCAAGCAUUGCUUUCUAGUAAACAUAAUGUCAUUGAACCGUGAUGAAUCAGAAGACAGCAAUGGUAAGGAUGGCGAUAUGUACCAGCCAUGCGCUACCUCUGGUCUGGUCUCAGCCAAAUUAACGAUUGUGGUUGGAGACACACAUUUCUCUGAAGAGAAGAUGCUGCUUGUUCAAAGCUGUGACUAUUUUCAAGCUCUGUACCGCUCUGGAAUGAAAGAAUGUCAUCAAGAGAAAAUCCACCUCCAGUGUCUGCGAGCUCGAGGCUUCCUUAUCGCCUUAGCUGUUUUACGGGGUGAGAUGCCAGUGCUGGAUGAAGAUGACAUUGUUGAAGCCAUCGAAUGUGCUGCUUUCUUACAGGUGACACAGCUCACAAAGCAUCUUAUUGACCUAAUUGACACUGACAACUGUUUGCUGAUGUAUCACACUGCUGCAACAUUCGGCCUCAUGGAUCUUUACCAUGCUGCUGCGCUCUUCAUUCGAGACAUGUUCAGUGACCUGGAGGCUGAGGUAAGAAAAACCUUACCAUCAGACCUGAUCUCUUACAUAGAGUCUUUGGCACCAAGUGUGUUUGUGGCUGUGGGGGCCCAUGUGACGUGCUGUGAGGAUAAAAGUGUACAUGCUGCCUCCAGAACAGUCUGCUACCUGGAUGAAACUGGCAAUAAUUGGAGAAUACUAGCAGAUCUUCCACUGGAGGCCAGCACCUCCAUGGCUGGAGUAACUGUUUUAGACAACAAACUCUAUAUUGUUGGUGGAGUUCAAGGCAUCCAUAAACAAGUUGUGGAGUCUUGUUUUUGCUACAGUGUUGAAAACAACAGUUGGACCAGGAUUUCCAGUCCUGCACAGCUGCGCUAUAAUUUAAGCCUUGUGGGUGUGGAUGGUUGUCUUUAUGCCAUUGGAGGAGAGUAUGAGAGAACGGUCAUGUCAUCUGUGGAAAUAUACAACACAAAGACCGGGAAGUGGAUGUUUGCUGCUCACUUACCACGGCCAGCAGCAGGAGUGGCUUGCAGCAAAAUCAUGAGCAGGAUAUUUGUGUGUUUGUGGAGGCCAAUGGAGACCACAGAAAUCUAUGAAUAUGUCUCAGGUAAAGACGAAUGGCAGCUCAUUACCACACUGAUCAGACAUCAGAGCUACGGUCACUGCAUGGUCGGCCACAAAGACAACCUCUACAUCAUGAGAAACGGCCCAUCUGAUGAUUUCCUUAGAUGUUUGAUGGACUGUUACAAUCUCAGUUCUGGUCAGUGGUCAUCCCUGCCAGGACACUUCGCCAACAGCAAAGGUUCCCUGUUCACGUCUGUGGUGAGAGGUGACUCUGUGUUCACUCUCAACAGAAGCAUGACGCUAGAAUACAUAGUUGAUGGGAAGAACUGGAAGCCUCGGCGACAGAUGAAAGGUUUCCCCAGAAGUGGAUCUGUGUGGACAUUUCUGCUCCGAUUGCCAGAUACUUACAUCUUGCAGAAGUGA
Molecule: messenger RNA, 1496 nt
Organism: Melanotaenia boesemani (Boeseman's rainbowfish)
Lineage: Eukaryota; Metazoa; Chordata; Actinopteri; Atheriniformes; Melanotaeniidae
Product: kelch repeat and BTB domain-containing protein 13
Exons: 1
Coding region: 60-1496 (478 amino acids)
Molecular function (GO): protein binding
Source: RefSeq, a predicted model, not a curated record